Messenger RNA from Musa acuminata subsp. malaccensis (wild Malaysian banana), 907 nucleotides. Its product is annotated as sirohydrochlorin ferrochelatase, chloroplastic-like. Gene Ontology annotation, molecular function: lyase activity. The record is from RefSeq and is a predicted model, not a curated record. Lineage: Eukaryota; Viridiplantae; Streptophyta; Magnoliopsida; Zingiberales; Musaceae.
UUUGCUCGCCUACUCUGCUAUCGUUGCCUCGAGGUAAGCCCUACGCCAUCUGCCCUCUUCUCCUCUUCGGUCCGUGUUUGAGAGCUUACCCUUAUCGUUAGGGAAAUAGCAACGGAUGAUGCAUUCCGCCACAACCCCGUCUCAAUUUCCGGUCACAUGGUAAGUCGGUUUUCUCGUUCUGAUAGUGCAAGUGGGAAAUCUGUGAGGAUUCAUCAUCGGCUGCCUUUUCCCAUAUCUGUCAAGUUGCAAAGGAUUAUGAUGAAAAGUAGUUCCUUUCCUACAAAUUCCAGUUUAAGUCUCGUAAAUGAAGAAAGGGGCCGGGUAGAGCAUAAAGUUGGUGAGCACGAUGCUGUGAUUAUUGUUGACCAUGGAUCUCGACGGCAAGAAUCUAAUCUUAUGCUAAACGAGUUUGUUGCAAUGUUCAAAGCUAGAACUGGUUAUCAGAUAGUUGAGCCUGCUCAUAUGGAAUUGGCCAAGCCAUCAAUCAACGAUGCAUUUAGACUAUGCAUGCAAAAAGGAGCCAAGCGUGUUAUCAUCAGUCCAUUUUUUCUUUCCCCAGGACGACAUUGGCUGCAGGAUAUCCCUGCGUUAGUAGCUGAUGCAUCCAAAGAGCACUCAGGCAUAUCCUAUAUCAUAACAGCACCUCUUGGUCUGCAUGAACUCAUGGUGGAUGUCAUGAAUGAUCGGAUAAAACACUGUUUGACCCAUGUAGCCGGUGAUGCAGAUGAGUGUUCUGUAUGUGCUGGAACAGGAAAGUGUCGUCUAUACCAAAACCAGUGAAAAGCAUACAAUUAAUAUCGAAUGGCUUGUUUCUUUUACCUCCUGAGGUAUGUAUAUUGUCAAUUUUUUGGAUAUCAAUGUGGUAUUUUUUUCUGUAGACAACACCAAGUUCAUCUGACGUACAUGA